Molecule: messenger RNA, 2204 nt
Organism: Carcharodon carcharias (great white shark)
Lineage: Eukaryota; Metazoa; Chordata; Chondrichthyes; Lamniformes; Lamnidae
Gene: ccdc93
Product: coiled-coil domain containing 93
Exons: 24
Coding region: 45-1958 (637 amino acids)
Biological process (GO): Golgi to plasma membrane transport
Source: RefSeq, a predicted model, not a curated record
ACAGUGCAGUGCGGUAGGAGGGUCACGUGGUAUGACGGGGCGUGAUGGCUGCUGCUUCGGUUUUCCAUCGGCUCCGGACGGGUUCGAAACUGGGGCCGCAGUUUGACCAGGAGGGCAACAUCAUCGAGGUUGAAACUCGUGAAGAUGAGGAACAAAGUGUCAAAUUGACAGAAAUUUUGGAAUUGCUGGUUGCUGCUGGAUACUUCAGAGCAAGAAUUAAAGGAUUGUCACCAUUUGACAAGGUAGUGGGUGGCAUGACAUGGUGUAUUACAACAUGCAACUUUGAUAUUGAUGUUGAUUUACUUUUUCAAGAAAAUUCUACAAUUGGUCAGAAAAUAGCAUUGACAGAGAAAAUUGUGUCUGUUUUGCCAAUUAUGAAGUGCCCUCAUCGCUUAGAACCACAUCAAAUCCAGGGUUUGGAUUUCAUACACACAUUCCCUGUUGUACAGUGGUUGGUAAAACGUGCAAUUGAGACCAGAGAAGAGAUGGGAGAUUAUAUUCGAUCAUUUUCAGUAUCUCAAUUUCAGAAAACUCAUAGUCUACUUGAGGAUGAUGAUUUCAAGCAACGGAAAGGCAAAGCUAUGAAAGCAGUUGUAGAAGUUUCUGAUGUUUAUAAACCACAACGCAAGUACAAACGGUUGGUUGCAGCAGGAGAGUUGGUAGAUGAAGAAUCUAGAGUCCAUUCUACCCUUUUAGAAUUUGGCCGCUUUCCUGAUUCCCUCAUUAAGUAUGGUUUAAGCAGACAGUCGAAAACUGAAAAGAGUGAAGACAAAAAAGGUGCCCUGGGAACUGGACUGGCAACUGGGGCGACUGACAUAUCUGAGGAAGAUGAUUUGCAGGCCGUUGAAGAGCUUCGCAUUAAAAAGCUGAUGACUGGAAUGGCUGUGAUGGCAACUGAAGAGGGAAAACUGACUGCCAGUACAGUGGGUCACAUUGUGGGAUUACAGUCAGAAGAAAUUAAACAGAUUGCAUCAGAGUAUGCUGAAAAGCAAUCUGAGUUUUCAGCCGAGGACCGCCCUGAACGACUUGGAGCCGCUCAGCAACAUCGAAGACAAGUUGCAUCUUUGAACAAGCAAAUCUUGCAACGGUCAAAGCAGUUGGAAGAGCUUCAAGUUAAAUAUAGUGGGAUUCAGGCAACAUGUGAGGAAGCAAAGAAGAAACUGGUGGAGGUUGUGAAUUAUGGGCAGAAAUUGGAUAAAGAGCUGUCUACUGUUGAAACUGCAGAAUCCCAAGCUGAUUCUAGCAUACUGGAGAAGUUGAGAGCAUUGGUCACAAUGAAUGAAGGUCUAAAGGACCAGGAACAGCAGUUUAGGAAUCAUUGCAGGGAAGAAAUGGCUCGAUUACAGCAGGUUAUCAAAAAUCUUAAGGGUGUAGCAGGGACUGAGGAAGCUGAAGAAAAGGAACACAAUGAAUUAAUAGAACAGCAGUAUAAAGGAGACAAAGAAAAACUACAGAAAAUACGAUUGUUGUUGGCUCGACGAAAUAGAGAAAUUGCUGUUUUGCAACGAAAAAUUGAUGAAGUACCAAGCAGGGCAGAAUUGACCCAAUAUCAGAAACGAUUUGUUGAGCUCUACAAUCAAGUUGCAGCAACUCACAAGGAAACAAAACAGUUCUUCACACUCUAUAAUACACUUGAUGAUAAAAAAGUGUACUUGGAAAAGGAGGUUAACUUGUUGAAUUCAAUUCAUGAUAACUUUCAACAGGCAAUGGCUGCCACUGCUGCUCGAGAUCAGUUCUUGCGCCAGAUGGAACAGAUUGUGGAAGGUAUUAAGCAGAAUCGCAUGAAGUUGGAGAAGAAAAAGCAAGAAAACAAAAUGAGACGUGAUCAGUUGAAUGAUGAGUACCUUGAACUGCUGGAGAAACAACGUCUUUACUUCAAAACUGUCAAAGAUUUUAAAGAGGAGUGUCGUGAAAAUGAAGUGUUGUUGACCAACUUGAAAGCCAAAGGGGCUUCCUGAAUGAAUUUACCAGGAAGAUAGUGGACUUGCUGUGUUCAUCUAGUUGAUGGCCUGAAUUUAUUAUUUAAUUACUAAGGAAUAGGAGUUGGAACUGAAUGCAUUCCAUACCUUAUUUUUGUUUGUGUAAUUUACUCAAAUGAGAAGUUAACAUAUUUGUAUAUCAAUUACACAAUAAGAUGAUCUGAGCAAAUUAGUUGUAUUAUUGUUGCAUAAAGGUCUGUUGUAAAAUAAAUUGAUUACAAAAUA